Messenger RNA from Adineta ricciae, 951 nucleotides. The record is from the annotation of a GenBank genome assembly. Lineage: Eukaryota; Metazoa; Rotifera; Eurotatoria; Adinetida; Adinetidae.
AUGGGAGAGACAAGUGUAAAAAAUCUUCGUAGUCGUACUAUUGUAUAUUCAACACUCAAACGGCAGCAAUAUUCAACGUCGAAUGCACCAGCUAAAAUCCUUUGUCGUCGACAUACUGCAUCUUCUACCUAUCCAUCGACGAAUCAUGUCGAUCAUCUUGUUCCUCAAGCAUUAUUUCCUGAGAAGCAAAUGCAUUCUGGUCGUCCGAAUAUUGUUUUAUCCGAGCAAGGAAAAGACUUAAGUCGAGUUAAAUUUGACAAACUUGUUCAAGAAAAAGUGUAUCCAACUUUGGAAAAACUGCUGAAAAGGUUGACAGAGCAAUACGCAGAUUUUCCGAUUUAUUCAACAAGUACGUUAUGUAAAAAAAAUGAAGAACCUUGGUUUCGUAUACCAACGAACAUCAAAGAUAAAAAUUGCAUUGGAUUCACAAGCUUUUGUUGCGACAAGCGCGAAAUAUUUCAAAUUCUUGAAGAGUUUAGAAAAGAUAAUGUAUACUUAUACUAUCAUGAUGAAACUUGGAUAAAUCUUCGAGAAGUUAAACGAUCUAUUUGGACACUAAAUGGCGAAGGAGAAAUUAAAAAAAAGUGGACGGAAGAACUAGUGGAUGCUAAUUGUUCACCAAAAGAAUAUAUUAGUGAUCAAAUUGGAAAGAAAUAUGAUAUAGAAAUAUUUCGUCUUCCAAAACUACACUGUAGUCCCAAUCCUAUAGAGCUGUCAUGGAAUAAUCUCAAACAAUUCGUUCAUGAUCAAAACAUAACGUUUCGUCAGGAAAAUGUAAAACAACUGAUUGAGCAGCUUAUGCUGGCGAUGGAUGAUAAGCGUGCAACUUCAUACUUUCAUCAUGUUCAUGAAAUUGAAGAAAUGUAUAAAACUGCGGAUGCAAUUAUGGAGGAAUAUAUAGAACCACAGUUGCAGUCUGACAGCGAAGAAACAGAUUCAGAUGACGAGUAG